Messenger RNA from Oryza sativa Japonica Group (Japanese rice), 1774 nucleotides. RefSeq lists its product as uncharacterized. Gene Ontology annotation, molecular function: RNA binding; transcription coregulator activity. The record is from RefSeq and is a predicted model, not a curated record. Gene Ontology annotation, biological process: regulation of DNA-templated transcription. NCBI's taxonomy places the organism in Eukaryota, Viridiplantae, Streptophyta, Magnoliopsida, Poales, Poaceae. Gene Ontology annotation, cellular component: nucleus.
UCGCAUUCCAUUCCGAGAGUCAGAGUCUCAGAGAAGAUGCGGCCCCGCGGCAGAGGAGACGACGUCGACGAGGAGGAGGAGGAGGAGGAGGAGGCGGUGGACUACUCUCCCCACCGGAGCGAGCUGGAGCCGGAGCCGGAGCCGGAGUCCGAGACCGACGCCGACGCCGACGCCGCGCUGCAGCCGCCGCCGCCUCCCCCCGCUCGGGCCCCCCUCAGCAGCCUCGUCGUCAAGCCCUCGCCGCGCGAGGGGGACGGCGCCUCCUCCUCCUACCCGGAUGCCGCCGCGGCAGCGGCGCGCUCGUCCCCGACCCCCGCCGCCGGUGCGCCGGGCCGCCAUCGCGGGUCCUCGCUCCCCCGCCGACGGCGCGACCUCUCGCCGCCGGAGAGGGAGAGGCGCCGCUCGCCCCCGCCGCCGCUGCUGGCUAGGAGGCGUCCUCCUGGGAGUCCGCCGCCACAGCGUCGCCGCUUGAGCCCGCCACCCACGCGCCGCCUGACGCCGCCUGAUUUCCAGCCUCGGCACCCGCGCCCCUACCACGAGCUGCAAGGAUAUGGCAUGCAUGCAGGCCUUUCACCUCAGCGCCAACACAGACCAGAAAACAGAAAUUUUGAUGAUACUUUUGGUCCACGUUAUGCUCAUGGAUAUCAAGGUGGUGGUAGAGGAGUCGCGAGGUUCCGGGAUGGUUCUCCACCAUAUGGAAGAGGAGGCAGAUCAUAUGGGAGGGGCUCUGGUGCUCCUGGAAAGGAGUUCAUUAAUAUUGAUGGAGAAUAUGUUCACAGGAAUGAUCCAAAUCUGUCGCCAAGAGAAGGCGAUUGGAUAUGCCAGAAUCCCAACUGUGGAAAUCUUAAUUUUGCUCGGCGAACUCACUGUAACAACUGCAACAAGUAUCGCUAUUCACGAGAAGUAUGUGAGCCUGGCCACAGUCCUCACAGAGAUUACGUCAAUCCUCCACGUGGACCUGCAAGGAAUCUUGGUCCAAGUGAUCGGGCCCCUCCAAGAGAGAUGGCCAGGUACGGGUCACCACCCCGUGGUUGGGGAAGUGACCCUAAGGGUUAUCCAGCUCGAUCACCUCCAGAUCAUGCAGGACGGUAUGCAGAUCCAGUGCAAAGGGAAAGAAUGGGCUUCCGUGGUGAUUGUCAGUUGAGGGACCGUGUAAAGCAUGACUGGUCUUCAGCUGAAGACUACAACCCAAGGGAGCGCCCACAUGAUAUGUAUCUUGAGAGGAGUCGGCGACGAUCAGUGUCUCCUCGGGAUAACUGGGGGCACAAUAUGCGGGACCGGAGCAGAUCCCCUGCAGGAGGCAGGCUGAAGGGUUCUUUCACAGGUGGAGGUCGACCAGACUUGUAUGCUGAUCCCUAUGCAGGGAGGGGGCGACCCAACAAUUUAGAUGAUGUCCGUGGCCGUGGCCGUGGCCGUGGCCGUGGUUACAUACCUGGAGGUGCUACAUACCUAGGCAAGGGUCGAGGUGACAGGCGUGCUGCUCCCAGUAGUAGGAAUGAUGGAAGCUAUUAGAUCAUCAUAGUCUUAUUGCAUGACCAUCAAACAAUCUAGUUAAGGUAGCUGUUGAAGCAAGAUGUAGCUUGUAAUAUUAAGAUUUCCCGUACUGUCUUGAACUAUGAUAUUACAUUUGCAUCUUGUAUGGACAUACAGUGAAUGUACGGUCACUUGGUCAACAUUUUGCUGCUCGACGUAAAUGUUGAUGCGUUUGACAUUAAUCGGUUCUGUAGAGAUGACCAAUUCAUUUGAUUAUUCAUGCUUCGGAUCAUUGAGUUCC